AUGAGUGUGAUCGAUAUUUUAACUCGAGUCGAUUCGAUCUGCAAGAAGUACGACAAAUACGAUGUUGACAAGCAGAAAGAUCUAAAUGUCUCCGGCGAAGAUGCCUUCGCUCGCCUCUACUCCGGCGUCGAAGCCGACAUCGAUGCCGCUCUUCAGAAAGCCUCGGCAGCUUCCAAGGAGAAAAAUAGGGCUUCUGUAGUAGCGAUUAAUGCGGAGAUUCGUCGCACCAAGGCGCGGUUGCUUGAGGAUGUCCCCAAAUUGCAGAGAUUGGCUAUGAAAAAGGUCUCAUUUUUUUCCAAUUUCGAUUCAUUUUGA
Molecule: messenger RNA, 315 nt
Organism: Ilex paraguariensis (yerba mate)
Lineage: Eukaryota; Viridiplantae; Streptophyta; Magnoliopsida; Aquifoliales; Aquifoliaceae
Source: the annotation of a GenBank genome assembly